UUAUAAAAGAGGAAUCGCGUUCCGGCCGUGAGCAUUCGGUUUCGAAGAUGUUCGGCAAGAGCAUGGGUUCUUCGGGAACACCCAGGAAGCAGAAGCUGACUUCCGGUACCGGAUUUCUGGCCAGACCACGGCUGGGCGGACUCAAGAGCAACUACUUGAGCAAACCGCUGACCAACUUCAGCAUGGACAAGAAGAAGAAAGUUAAAAAACCGUUUACUCCCAAAUUGGAAUACAGGAAGAAACCUGAUUACGCCGAUACAGCAUACAAAGAAGCCGUGUCCCGUUUAAGGAUACUCUUGGCAGAAACCUACACUCCUGUUAAAAGGACGAUGCGGGACUUUGACAGUGCAGGAGAUGAAACCGAUAAUCAAUCGAUCAUCAGCGGCGUCAGCAGAAUUUCGAAAUACCCACCGUUUACUUCGACGUCAAAGAAGUAUCCUUAUUACACGCCAAGAACAACGACCACUCACAUAACUAACAUUGAGAAACACGAAAUACCCAAUAAAUUUGAGUCUCAAAUAAUACCGCCGGAAUUAUCAACGUUCAUGGAACGGCAGGAAGAUUACAUCGAGCAAUUAGAGAAAGAGUCCAGAUUCUGUAAGGAUGAAUUGUCUACAUUGCUGAGCAAAGUCAAAGAUAUAAUUUUCGAGAACGACUCGCUGCAUGAGAAACAGAAGAGCAGUCUGAUGAAAUCCGUUUUCGAUCAGUUCGAAACUGAAACCGAAACAGAAACGGAAGCGGAGAUGAGCAAGUUGAAGUCUCCGAAGAAAUCGAGGAAGCAGAAGGUACUUGAAGGUCCAUCUAUAGUUUUUGAGUCUCGAAUAUCCGAGCUGGAGGCGCAGCUCACGCAAAUUCGAAUCGAACUGAAGAAGUCUCAGGAGGAGAACGAUACGUUGAGGAAGAAAGUAUCCGAUUGCGAUUAUGGUGAAGGCGCCGGGAUCAAUAAGAAUCUCAUGGACAAUUUGACAAGGGAGAAGAACGUUUUGCAGGAGACCGUUUCGAAGCUGCAGUCCGCUUUGAAUCUGCUGAGAGAUAAAGAGCAAAAUACGAGUGAUCAGGUUAAGAGGAGUCUGGAUGUGGCUGAGCAGGCUCAGUACGAGAAGACCGCCGCGGAGCACGAGAUCAGACGUCUGAAGGAUGAAUUGGAGAGGCAACAUUCAAAAUUAAGAGAAUCCAUUAAUGAUCAGAAUCGUAGAAUUGCUGAUGAACGUUCGGCUGUUGAAAGAAGAUACACGCAGCAAAUUGAGCAGCUCACAUCGGAAUUGGGCGUUCAUUGGGAGCAAAACGGAAAGUUGCAAUUGGAAUUGGAUAAGCAGAGGCGCGAAAGCACGGAUUCGAGAAGAGAGUUGGCGCAAAAGCAGGCGCUCAUCGAUGAAUUGAAGAAGGAAAUGCAGAACAAAAUAAUAACUCUUCAAUCUGAUAUUGGAGUAAGCGGAGCGGAGAAGAGCGCUUUGGAACAGCAGAUCUCUUCGCUCCAGAUGGCCAACGAGAGAAACGAAAGACAGUCGAAACAGGAGGUUGCUAGGAUGCAGGUGGAAAUGCAGUCGCUCAGGCAACGGUUGGAUAGAGCCGAUGCGGAUUCCAUUCACAGCAAGAGGGAGAAUAUUCGAUUAACUGAGCUAAUUGCUGCUUUAGAGAAGGAAAUAAAUAUGAAUGCUGCAUUGUCUGAUGAGAGAUCGAAGAGAUCAGAAGCUAUAGCUUUGCCAUCGGUGAAAGAAGAGAAGGAAAAAGAUAUGGGUUUAAUGAUUAAGAAUAUUGAAAACAAACACGCGGCCACUGUGGCCGAACUGGAGGGAAUGAUCCAAUCGCAGAAUCAACUCAUGGACAAACUGUCGUCAGACUGUCAUGUGCUUACCCAGAAGCUGGAAGAAUCCAGCAACAAACAUAAGGAGGAAAUACGGGAACUACAAACUAACUUAGACUAUUUGAGUAAUAAGUUUAGUCAAUCCCAGAUUAAAUCUCCUGAUAAUCAAGAUGAAAUCAACGGCAUUUCGAAAGUCGCACCGCACGCAACUCCGAAGAAUAUUAAGGAAACCGCACCAAAAAAUAACGUAGAAUCCGCAGAGCAGCAACAGCAAAACCACGAAUCGAAAGAAGAUGCAAAACCAGAAGGAAAUGAAGAUGAAGUAAAUUAUUACAAUAAUCCGGAAGAAAUGCAGUACGCUCCUAAUCAAGAAGAUUACCAAAGCAAUCCUGCAGAAGUAUACGGCGAUCAACAGGAAGCUUAUCCUGCGGAGCAAUACGAUCCUAAUUUGCAGGAGAAUUACUCUGCAGAACAGUAUGUUCCAGGAGGCCAAGAUCCUAAUUUGGAGAGUUAUCCUGCAGAGCAAUACGAUCAGGAGCAGUAUUCUGGUGAGCAAUACGAACAGGAUCCAAAUUAUCCAGCUGAACAGUACGAUGCUAAUUAUUCCGAAGAGCAGUACGAUCAAACUCAGUACGAUCCGAAUCAGGGAUAUUCUGAGCAAGCCGAUCCAAAUGCCGAAGUUGCAUACCAAGAGACAACUCAGCAGGAGGAACUUAAAUAGUUUUAAUUGUAUUUUUAGAAAUGUUGUUGCUGUUGGUUUCUAA
This is a messenger RNA of Nicrophorus vespilloides, 2568 nucleotides long. RefSeq names its product serologically defined colon cancer antigen 8 homolog. The coding region runs from base 48 to 2525 and encodes 825 amino acids. The transcript is spliced from 10 exons. Gene Ontology annotation, biological process: neuron migration; tube formation; establishment of cell polarity. Lineage: Eukaryota; Metazoa; Arthropoda; Insecta; Coleoptera; Silphidae. Gene Ontology annotation, cellular component: centriole; centrosome. The record is from RefSeq and is a predicted model, not a curated record.